ACAGACGGACGACCCGGCAGGAUGGAGAGAUCCCAGGUGCUGGUUCUGGUCGUUAUGCUCCUGAGCUGCACUCAGGCUGACAACUCCUCCACCUCCUCCAUCCCCUCCACUUCCUCCAUCUCCUCCAUCCCCUCCACUCCCUCCAUCUCCUCCACCUCCUCCACUUCCUCCACCUCCUCCACUUCCUCCAUCUCCUCCAUCCCCUCCACUCCCUCCACUUCCUCCACUCCCUCCACUUCCUCCACCCCCUCCACUUCCUCCACUUCCUCCACUUCCUCCAUCUCCUCCAUCCCCUCCACUCCCUCCACUUCCUCCAUCCCCUCCAACUCCUCCACCUCCUCCACUUCCUCCACCUCCUCCACUUCCUCCAUCUCCUCCAUCCCCUCCACUCCCUCCACUUCCUCCACCUCCUCCACUUCCUCCACCCCCUCCAACUCCUCCACCUCCUCCACAGUCGGCACGUCGCCCACCGUGAACUCAACCAUCACAGAGAGCACUACGACCCUCGGAGGCGGCAGCACUGGCACUGCCCCCAGCAGCAGCGCCCCCACUAACAGCGGCGGCAGUGUGACGCCCCAGCAGACCCCUGCCCCCCCUGCCCCCCCCACGGCGGGGUCGGGCUGCGUGUCUGCAGGCCGCAGGCUGCAGCUGCUGCUGGCUGCAGCCUGUGUGCUGCUGCAGCGCUCCGCUCAGCCCUGAACCUGGACUCUCUGGGUUCAGGACGACGUGCUGCAGGCGCUGAGCCUCAGAAAUGAUCAGAACUUUUUUUAUGAGUAAUAAAAUGUUAACCGGUUCUGCUCGUGUUUUUCCUGACUGAAAGUCCAACCGGCCGCUCCGCUCCGCUCUGCCCCGCUCCGCUCCGCUGCAGCUGAUGGAAAACUAAACCCGGCUCCUGAUUUACAUCCUGAUUUUAAAAGGAAAACAGCUUUUAUUUAAAGAACAACACAUGCAAAUCCAGCUGGUGUUCUUUGUGCAGAGGACAAUGAAACAUCCACCAGACAUCAGGAAUAUCCACAUUCACACCAAGGGAACGCAGCAUUACUAAAGGUCCCCUCAGAAAAUCUGUAUCUGUAAUCUUUGUCUUUAAUCCAGAAACAUUUCAGAUGUUCACUUUAAAACUGAACCUGGUUCAGAUUAAUCAGGAUUCAUGUUGUGGGUGUAAAAUAUUUCCAGUCUGACAUCAUUCAGCCGCUCAGCCGAAUGAUCAAACAUUCAAAUCAGAUCUUUCCAGGAUUUCACAGCUUCGAUUGAGUUUUCCUGAUGUGAGUUUAAAUCCGUUUUGGUGACCAGUUCCUCCUUUCAGACUGAACUCAGCGACGCUUCGCUCCACAACCUGAGCAAAGAUUAAAAACCAUCAAACUGUUUCUGUUUAUUCAUCGAAUGUUGAAUUUAAAAUGUUGCUUAUUUUGGUGAUAAAUUAUUUCUAAUUAAAAUGUUAUUGAUUAAUAAAAAACCCUGAAAGUAGCUGAUAAACAAAAGAUGAAAAAUGUCCUAAUUUUUUGUUAUAUUUUCCUAACUUGUAAAAUAAAUAUUAUUAUAAAUAUUUCUCUCACUGUUUGCAUUUUCUUGCAGUUGGAAUUUCCUUAUUUGUAAAAUCAAUACCAAACUUUGCUCAACUUUACUCCUUUCCAUUGUUAACAAGUUUUUGAAUAAAAGUUCUCAUAAAAAAUGUCUUCUUGUGAUAUUCUGCCUUUAGAAUCGUAUUUAAAACUAAACUAUCUCUUCAGCCCGGCAGUAAAACUGCAUGUUGGUUUCUGGGUCUGUCGUUGCACAUUUUUAUUUUCCAAUAAAAUAUUUUCCUCUAGAGGCGGCGGCUCCAGGUGAGCCCCGGUGUGAUGGAUUUCAUUCGACCCUGCGGGACGUUUUGCAUUCGGUGGGGAGGAGACUGACACCUCCCUGAAUGGAAACAGGUAUCAGGUGAACGCCGCGCCAUAAAACGCUGCCGUCGGGAAAAUUUCCCCCAUUUGUGGCGCGUCGGGCAGGAAGACGGAGCGUUAGCAUCGACGGUCAGCAUGAAGCUGUGGGAGCUGCUGCCUCUGGCCCUGCUGGGCGCCGGGUUCUUCUGGACGAGAUCAGUGCAGGAAGCAACUUCUUCAGAUGCAACGGUGACAGGAAACGCCACCUCAGCCUGGAGCACCGCCACCUCUGCUGUCACCAGCAAAGAUCCCAACGACAACAACAGCAACAACGGCAAAGACAAGCCCACCAUCAGCACCACCAACUCCACCAACACCAGCGGCAGCACCAACAGCACCAGCAGCACCAGCAGCACCAACAGCACCAGCAGCACCAACAGCACCAGCAGCACCAACAGCACCAGCAGCACCAGCAGCACCACAACCAAACCACAGAAGGGAAACUCAGCAGGUGGAGGCAGCAGCUUCUCCUCCACUGAGCUGCUGCUUUGCUCCAUCAUGGUCCAGCUCACCUGGAGCUGCUAGGCUAAAUGUUUAGGAUGGGCUGGACGAUAAAGCUGAAAAAUGUAUCACUAUAGAAGCAUUUCAUAUUAGUCAAUAUCAAUAAUUAUGUAUUUUUUUUAAAUAUCUAAAAUAUUGCCAAACUGGUGGCGUGAUCUUUCCUGUUUUAUCCGGUUUUCACUUAACGCCAUUGGUUUUUAUUUUUCAGCAGUUAUGAAAAACUGUUACAAAACCUGAAACUGCUGCUGCACAAGUUACUCAAUAGGUUGUUGCUAGGCAACCGAGGUGAAAGGGAUUUGAAAACGCUUCUUAUGCGUCGUUGCUAGGUAACCAAAGAAUGAGUGAAUCAGUUGAAGUAACCUAGCCGUGAGAGGCUGAGCAGCUAAGCCCUUUCCUCUGCCUACAUCUCCCAGAAUGCCGUGCGGACUUCAGUGAAAUUAUUGAAUAUUCUAUCAGAUGUUACAUAUGUUGAUAUUGAUGAUGUGUCUAUCGCGGUAUAUGAGGUUAUUGAUUAUUGCCCAGCCCUCAGCAGCAGCAGCAGCAGCAGCAGCAGGUGGAGUUCCUCCAGUCACCUCCAUCACCUGCUGUUGUUUUAUUCUGUAGUUUCUUUUGAUUAAAACCAUAUUUAACUAGUGAAGCUUCGACUCGUUAAACGAGUCACAUGGUAGCAGUCAGUGUUGAGUUGUAAGCCUGUUAUCUAUAAACUGUAAUGUGUGAAAUCUAUAUUUAUGACAUGGAUACAAUAUUUUAAGGUAAAGGUAGAAUAAAUAAAGGUAAAAAAGAAGAAA
Messenger RNA from Gambusia affinis (western mosquitofish), 3205 nucleotides. Its product is annotated as putative protein TPRXL. The record is from RefSeq and is a predicted model, not a curated record. The coding region runs from base 22 to 699 and encodes 225 amino acids. The transcript is spliced from 3 exons. Lineage: Eukaryota; Metazoa; Chordata; Actinopteri; Cyprinodontiformes; Poeciliidae.